CCGAUCUCCAACAACAGUCUCUGCCCUUUGGAGACCUGCACCCACGUCCACCACCAUGACGGAGUUAGAGAAGUGCAUGGAGUCCCUGAUCACCAUAUUCCACCGCUAUGCCGACGAAGAUGGGGACAAAAAGUCCUUGAGCAAGAAGGAGCUGAGCAAACUAAUAGAGACUGAGUUACCCACCUUCCUGAAAAGCCAGAAGAACCCUAAGGUUGUGGAGCAGAUCAGGAAGGAUUUGGACCAAAACGGAGACGCUAUGGUGGACUUCGAAGAGUUUCUUUCCCUCAUCGUCGGCCUCUCAGUCGCCUGUGAACAGUGUUUCAUGCUCCAGGAACAGAAGAAGGGCAAGAAGUGAGAUUAUUUUGUAGCACAUGUGGUCGCUGCAUUCUAAAGUAAAAACUACCUUUAACACGA
Pungitius pungitius (ninespine stickleback) is the source of this 414-nucleotide messenger RNA. It is a transcript of the gene s100a10b, whose product is annotated as S100 calcium binding protein A10b. Bases 56 to 355 code for a protein of 99 amino acids. Gene Ontology annotation, molecular function: calcium ion binding; calcium-dependent protein binding. The transcript has 3 exons. The record is from RefSeq and is a predicted model, not a curated record. NCBI's taxonomy places the organism in Eukaryota, Metazoa, Chordata, Actinopteri, Perciformes, Gasterosteidae. Gene Ontology annotation, cellular component: cytoplasm.